Paramecium pentaurelia is the source of this 1029-nucleotide messenger RNA. NCBI's taxonomy places the organism in Eukaryota, Ciliophora, Oligohymenophorea, Peniculida, Parameciidae. The record is from the annotation of a GenBank genome assembly.
AUGAUUCCCAUAGUUCCAUUUUUAAAAUCAUUUGUUUAAGAAGGGUAACAGUUCUUUACUGCUAAAGAUGAAUUCGAAAAGAAACAAAAUGAAUUAAUGUAAUUUAUAUUAGAUAUAACUUAAUCAUUGGAUUAAGUGGAAUAUUUCGAUAAUAUACAAGAAGAAUUAUAUACUAAUGAAGAAAAACAAUUUAUAAAGUAAUGUAAAGAUCUUUUGCACCUAAGUGAACAGCUAGUCCAAUAAUUACCAUCCAAUUUAACUUUGUAAAAUAUUUGAUUUAUAUAACAUUAAGAAUAAAUGGUUAUUUAUAUAGUAAAACUAGCCACUACAAAGAAUUAUUACAUCAUUUGGAAGAACUUAAUAAAAUAAGUUCCUAAAUUCGUUAAUUAGAAUUACAAUCAUAUGAAGUCUUAAAAACAGUGAUAGUUCCCAGUUUAUCAAGAAAAGUGUCAUUCUAAUGUAAAUAAUGAUUUUUAAAUUAAAGCGAUGCAUGAAGUUUCGAUAUUUCUUAAACUUAAAGCCCCUAAAGAAAUAAAAGAAAUCUUUAAUUAAUACCCUAGACAUUUAAAAAGUGAAUAUACUUUUAAGAUUCAUAUUGAUGACAAUGACCAUUCCAAAAAUGUUUACAAUUUUUCAAGAAAGGAAUUUAUGAAAUUGUAAUAAAUAAAAAAAGAUGCUCAAAUUUAUACUAUUUCAAAAAAGUAACACUGUACUUUAGAAUUAAGAAAUAUUUAAUAAAAUUAAUUUAUAAAGUAAAAAUCAUAGCGUUUGGAAACAUAGUUUGAUACUCCUCUUCAUAAAGAAUUAGACUAAGAAUAAGAUAAUAAAACACAGAUAUUAAGAUUAUAUUUAAUAGUUAAUGGAUAAAAUGGAAUAAAUAUAAUUAGAGAUUAAAACUAAAGAAUAUAUGUAGGAUGUGGUGAAGAAUUUGGAUUAUAAGAAAAAGAUGAAAUUAUCAUUCUAUCAAAUUCUAAUUAAGAGACUUUAAUAUCAUAUAUCAUUCAAAGGUUUAUUAUUAAAUAAUUAUGA